Coffea arabica (coffee) is the source of this 1794-nucleotide messenger RNA. The record is from RefSeq and is a predicted model, not a curated record. Lineage: Eukaryota; Viridiplantae; Streptophyta; Magnoliopsida; Gentianales; Rubiaceae.
AUGAAUAAUUCCAAGAAUACAGCUGAAAUGGUGGAGGAAAAAUUGGAUUUGGUUCGAAGAUAUUUGCUGCAAUCCUUGAAAGGGUUGGAGGCUAAAGAGAAGAAGCUGCAAGUAGUCCAAGAAAUAGUGAGGAAAAGUUCAGAAAAGCUCAGUUUGAUUCGAGAAUCUAUGCAACAGGAGGAGAAAACGUCUCAUUUCUUGCUGAAUAAAGGGCUUAAAGAAUUGGAAAUUAGAAGGGAGAAACUGGGGUUGAUUCAAGAGAAUGUAAUGAUUAGACUGGAGAAAUUGAAUGAGAAAGAGCUGUUGAUAGAAGGGCUUUUUAAAAAAGUGGAACUGGAGGUGGAACAAUUUCAGACCAAUAAAAAAUUGGUUGAUGAAUGUUUUGAGGAAAUCCAGUUUGAAGAAAGGAGAUUAGAUGAUGAUAUGAAAGAGCUGGAGUUGAUUGAAAACCUGGUCGAGAGGACAGAAAAUGGGAUUCAUCACGAGAAAGAGGGAAUAAAAAUCAAGGAAAAGGUUUUGGGCUUGAAGAAAGAGGAGCUUGUUGCUAAAGAGAAUGAACUUGUAGCCAGGGAAAAGAUUUUGGUCCUAAAGGAGGAGGAACUUUCAGCUAAAGAGAAAGAACUAGAAGCCAGAGAAAAGAUUUUGAGUUUGAUAAACGAACCUGAUCUGGAAGACAGAGAGCUUGACUCUGUUCAAAAGUCGAUAGAACAAGGCAGUAAGCAAUGUGAUUUAACAAAUCCAGAUCCAUCAGAGGAAGAACAACUGGACCACAGAAGCAGGAAAAGGGAAGGUACAGACAAGAAUGGAAGCUGCAAGAGUUCCAAGAGAUGUCGUCCUCAUGUUGAUUUUGGAGGGAGCUUCAACAGCAAAGAUGACAAUGAAGUUGAACAAAUUGCGGCAAAAGAUAUAAAACAGUCAGGUUUAGCUGAUUCAAGAUGCGAUGAUCAUCAUGAGUCAGUUGUAGAUGCAACAAGUGAUCAUAAGGAGUCCGAUUCAGAAUCAGGCCCUUCAGAGUUUGCUCGUGAGGAAGACAACCAGAUUUUGCCAGGACUAGGAGCGAUUAAGGGGCCUUAUACUAAUGUUGAACAAAUUGUGUGUCCAGGUCCAAACUAUACUUCAAAUUCCAAUCCCAUUGACUACUCAAAAUGGUUGAUCAAUGAUUUCAAUGAUGAGGACAAACUAAAAAGAUUGGCUGCUGGACAAACAUGGGCUACUUAUGGGGAAAUAGAUGACUUACCAAGAUCAUAUUUCCUGGUUGUAGAUGUAUUUGAAUCUAGAGACUCUAGUCUUGCAAAGUUGCGCGUAUUAUGGCUUCAGCCUCUUCCAAAUUAUCGAGCUUGGAAGAAGGGUUGGAAGGAGUUUAUGCAUGCAAACUUGCCUGUUUGUCAUCAGGGUUGGAAGGAGUGGAUAGAUGCCAGGUUACCUGUUGGUUGUGGGGUGUUUCAACGUGGGAAAGAACAGACUUUGUCAUUGUCUCUUGAUAGGCUUUCUGAUCAAGUAUGGUGCAAAGUUAAGCGUAGUUCUUACUUGAUACAUCCCAGUAUAGGAGAAAUUUGGGCCCUUUAUAAGGACUGGGAUAUUGUCAGGUGGUCUUCGAGCCCUGAAAAACGAAGACAAUGCAAGUAUCAAAUAGUUGAGGUUCUUGGCAGAAAAUCUAAGGGCAUUAGAGUUGCUUACUUGGACAAAUUGGAAGGGUUUGUUAGUUUAUUUCAGAGAAGAAGCCAGAGUGAGAAAGAUUCAUUCUUGAUAGAGGACAAAGAGCUCUUCAGGUUCUCCCAUAAAGUGCCAUCUUGA